This is a messenger RNA of Paramisgurnus dabryanus, 1063 nucleotides long. RefSeq names its product mitochondrial ribosomal protein L2 (gene mrpl2). Gene Ontology annotation, cellular component: ribosome; mitochondrial large ribosomal subunit. NCBI's taxonomy places the organism in Eukaryota, Metazoa, Chordata, Actinopteri, Cypriniformes, Cobitidae. Gene Ontology annotation, molecular function: structural constituent of ribosome; RNA binding. The record is from RefSeq and is a predicted model, not a curated record. Gene Ontology annotation, biological process: mitochondrial translation.
UGAGCUCAGACAUCUGUCACGAGCGGAGUUGAGAAGAAGCGUGUGACGUCAUCACGCCGCGACGAUAUGGUGUUCUAGCGUGAAACCAAUGAAGGGCAGCUCGUCUAAACAACACAUUUAAAGAUGUCCAUCAAUCUCCUGUCCACCGCUCUGCGGUCUCUGUCUCUCUGUAAGGCGGCUUCUCGGAGCGUCCAGUCUCAGAUCGUGAGCAGACCCGUCGGUCCAGUUGUAGACAUCAAAGGUUUGUCGUGGCGAGGCUUCAUGACGAGCGCUUCACAGCAGCAGAACCGCAGAAUGUGGAAGCAGAGGGAGAAAUACACCAUCCGACCCAUCGGCAUGAAGAAAACCGGAGGAAGAGACCAUACAGGUAAGGUCAUAAGGCAUGGGAUCGGAGGAGGACACAAACAGAGAUAUCGCAUGAUAGACUUUCAGCGUCUGCGCUACGAAGCAGGAAAAGAAGACCAGCCUAUCGUGGAAAAGGUUGUUGAAGUGAGAUACGAUCCGUGCAGAUCAGCAGAUAUCGCUCUGGUCGCCGGCGGAAGCCGUAAGCGCUGGAUCAUUGCAACCGAGAACAUGGGGUCUGGAGACCUGAUCAAGACGUCCGGUGUGAUUGGACGUAUGGCAGUUUUGGCCAAUGAGGGAGACUCUCAUCCGCUGGGCGCUCUUCCUGUUGGGACGCUCAUCAAUAAUUUGGAGCUGUUCCCUGGAAAGGGAGCUCAAUACAUACGGGCUGCAGGCACGUGUGGUGUGUUGCUUCGCAAAGUAAAUGGCACAGUAAUUGUUCAGCUUCCUUCUAAACAUCAGAUUCAGGUUCUGGAGACUUGCGUGGCUACGGUUGGUCGCGUGUCUAACGUCGACCACAACAAGCGCAUCAUCGGUAAGGCCGGUCGCAAUCGCUGGCUGGGCAUCCGUCCGUCAAGUGGCUUGUGGAAGAGGAAAGGUGGCUGGGCGGGUCGCAAGAUCAGACCUCUGCCUCCCAUGAAGAGCUUCAUCAACCUGCCUUCUGUUGCUGCAAAGUCAUGAUGAUGUCAUCAAUCACGUGACCGCACACGUGUUGAUGUGA